AUAACACUUCCUCAUCUUAGAAAUCCAAAAACAAAAUAAAAAGAGGAAGAUGUCUCUCUCCAAUCUCACUACCACAAAGCCGCCAUUCUCCGCCGUCGCCUCCUCCACAUCCAAACACCAAAUCUUUCCGUUCCGCCUCAGCACCACCACCACAACAUCAAUAACAAAACCAAAACCAACCUUCAUUGCCUCCGUCUCCACAUCGUCUAACAACAAAGUGUCUCCAUCCUGGUCAAUAGACAGCUGGACGACAAAGCCAGCCAAACAAUUACCAGACUACCCAGACCAGCAAGAGCUCGAAUCCGUCUUACAAACCCUCAGUAAUUUCCCUCCAAUCGUGUUCGCAGGCGAAGCAAGAAAGCUCGAAGAACGAUUAGCAAGCGCAGCUGUUGGGAAUGCUUUCUUGCUUCAAGGUGGAGAUUGUGCUGAAAGUUUUAAAGAGUUCAAUGCUAAUAAUAUUAGAGAUACGUUCAGGGUUUUGCUCCAAAUGGGCGUUGUUCUCACUUUUGGUGCCCAAAUGCCCAUCAUUAAGGUUGGAAGGAUGGCUGGCCAAUUUGCGAAACCUAGGUCGGAUUCAUUUGAGACUAAAGAUGGUGUGAAGCUCCCAAGUUAUCGGGGAGAUAAUAUUAAUGCUGAUGCUUUUGAUGAGAAAUCAAGAAGGCCUGAUCCUCAAAGGUUGAUCAGAGCUUACUUGCAAUCUGUUGGGACUUUGAAUCUCUUGAGGGCUUUUGCCACUGGUGGAUAUGCUGCCAUGCAAAGAGUUUCACAGUGGAAUCUUGACUUUGUACUCCAUAGUGAGCAAGGGGACAGGUACAUGGAACUUGGACGGAGAGUAGACGAGGCUCUAGGGUUCAUGGCUGCUGCUGGCCUCACUGUUGAUCAUCCUGUGAUGAACACAACUGAGUUUUGGACGUCUCACGAAUGUCUUCAUUUGCCGUAUGAGCAAUCUUUAACCAGAGAGGAUUCGACAUCUGGUCUCUAUUAUGAUUGUUCUGCUCACAUGCUUUGGGUUGGAGAGAGAACUCGGCAGUUGGAUGGAGCGCAUGUAGAAUUCCUCAGAGGUGUUUCAAACCCUCUUGGUAUCAAGGUGAGUGAUAAGAUGGAUCCAAAGGAGCUUGUGAAGUUGUGUGAAAUCCUUAACCCUCACAACAAACCUGGAAGGCUGACGAUUAUUGCCAGAAUGGGGGCAGACAACUUGCGGAUAAAACUCCCUCAUCUGAUUAGAGCAAUAAGGCAGGCUGGGCUUAUAGUCACUUGGGUCAGCGACCCCAUGCAUGGCAAUACAAUUAAAGCUCCAUGCGGUCUCAAAACACGACCAUUUGAUUCAAUUAGGGCUGAGCUGAGGGCAUUCUUUGAUGUUCAUGAACAAGAAGGUAGCUACCCAGGAGGAGUUCACCUUGAGAUGACAGGACAGAAUGUGACAGAGUGUGUUGGAGGGUCAAAGGCGGUGACUUUCGACGACUUAAAUUCCCGCUAUCACACCCACUGUGACCCUAGGCUAAAUGCAUCCCAGUCUCUAGAGCUGGCAUUUGCUAUUGCGGAGAGGUUGAGGAGGAAAAGGUUGAGGUCCGGUGAUGGCAUCCUUAGUGGGCACAACGUAUCUAUGUGAUAAGAUGUUCUGAGUUUUUCUUUUUGGUGUUUAUGUUGUAAACAAAGUUUUGUUUCAGCCUGGCAGGAUCAUGGCAUUUUUACUAUACUUCUCUGUUUCCCCUGCACAGGCAUAGCACACCUUAAAUUAUGAACAUGUAUGUGUUUUGAGUAAGCUUGUAGACUGGAAGUAAAAACUUAAAUGUCCUUUUCUUUGGUUUCUCUAUGAAUUAUGAAACCAGUGAGCUUUUGUUUUGGUUGGGAAA
This is a messenger RNA of Mercurialis annua (annual mercury), 1853 nucleotides long. Its product is annotated as phospho-2-dehydro-3-deoxyheptonate aldolase 2, chloroplastic-like. Gene Ontology annotation, biological process: aromatic amino acid biosynthetic process. The transcript has 5 exons. The record is from RefSeq and is a predicted model, not a curated record. Lineage: Eukaryota; Viridiplantae; Streptophyta; Magnoliopsida; Malpighiales; Euphorbiaceae. Gene Ontology annotation, molecular function: 3-deoxy-7-phosphoheptulonate synthase activity. The coding region runs from base 50 to 1609 and encodes 519 amino acids.